Messenger RNA from Metarhizium album ARSEF 1941, 1488 nucleotides. Its product is annotated as MFS phospholipid transporter Git1. The transcript has 5 exons. Gene Ontology annotation, molecular function: carboxylic acid transmembrane transporter activity. The record is from RefSeq and is a predicted model, not a curated record. The coding region runs from base 1 to 1488 and encodes 495 amino acids. Gene Ontology annotation, biological process: carboxylic acid transport; transmembrane transport. NCBI's taxonomy places the organism in Eukaryota, Fungi, Ascomycota, Sordariomycetes, Hypocreales, Clavicipitaceae. Gene Ontology annotation, cellular component: plasma membrane.
AUGAGUCUAGGGAUAGCCAGGGAGGCCGAGGCCCGGGACGAAAAGGCCCAGGAGCACGUGGAGUCGUCCCGAGCGCAGCACAAGACGUUCUGGCAAGCGGCCAUGCCCGUGUUUGCGUGUGGUGCCGGCCUGUUCUCGGACGGGUAUAUCAACAACGUCAUUGGGUCGGUCAACACGGUCUUGGGAAUCCAGUAUGGCCCGUUGUACAAGGACUCCCAGGCCGCCAAGUACGUCGCUGACAUUGCCUUUGCCGGGACCGUCGUCGGCCAGCUGCUGUUUGGCUUCCUGUCGGACCGCUGGUCCCGGUCAAACUCGCUCGUCGUGUCCACCGUCAUCCUCAUCGUCUUCACGGCCCUCGCGGCGGCCUCGUACUACCGCGGCGAAACCGCCGGCAUGUUCAGCAUGCUGGCCGCCUGGCGCUUCUUUGUGGGCAUCGGCAUCGGAGGCGAGUAUCCCGCCGGCAGCGUCGGGUGUGCCGAGUCGACGAGCGACUUGAAAAGGGGCACCAGGCACCGGUGGUUCAUCCUCUUCACCAACACCAUGAUCAACUGUGGCUUCGUCUUUGGCGCCUUCCUGCCCUAUGUCAUCGCGGCGGCGGCGCACAACACGCACUACAGUGCCGUCUGGCGAGCCAGCCUCGCCGUCGGCGUUGCCUUCCCGCUCGUCUUGCUCCUGCUUCGUCUGCGGCUGAAGGAACCGCCCGAGUUCACCAAGGAGGCCAUGCGGAAGCAGACGCCGUACCUUCUCGUGCUCAGGUUCUACUGGUUCCGCCUCCUGUCCGUCAGCCUGAUUUGGUUCCUGUACAACUUCUCCGUGUACGCCUUCGGCAUCUACUCGUCGUCGAUCCUGAGCGGCCUGUACGGCGGCCGGGCGCCGCUGACAACCGUGUUCGGGUGGAACACCGUCAUCAACAUGUUUUACCUGCCAGGCUCCAUCAUCGGCUCCUUCGUCAGCGACAAGCUGGGGCCCAAGCACACCCUCGUGCUCGGCGUCAGCGCCCAGGCCGUCGUGGGGCUCGUCAUGGCCGGCGUCUACGGCCAAAUCUCGACGAGGGUCGCCGCGUUCGCCGUCGUCUACGGCGUCUUCCUGUCGCUCGGCGAGCUGGGCCCCGGCAACAACAUUGGCCUGCUCGCCGCCAAGACGUGCGCCACGGGCGUGCGAGGCAGAUACUACGGCAUCGCGGCGGCCGUGGGCAAGAUCGGCGCCUUCAUCGGCACCUGGGUCUUCCCGUACAUCCAGGCCGCCGGCGGCAACAGGGUCCAGUCUGCGCAGUACCCGUUCUGGGUCGCGUCGAGCCUUUGCAUCCUGUCUGCUGCCAUUGCCUUUUUCUGCGUCCCCGACAUUGGGCAGGAUACGAUUGCCGACGAGGACGUUCGCUUCCGCGACUAUCUCGAGGGUCAGGGCUGGGACACGCGGCAGCUUGGCUUCGGCGUCGAUACCCAAGGGUCGGAGGAAGAGAGGCCGGAACGCGCGCAAAGGGCAGACUAG